Molecule: messenger RNA, 375 nt
Organism: Danaus chrysippus (African queen)
Lineage: Eukaryota; Metazoa; Arthropoda; Insecta; Lepidoptera; Nymphalidae
Source: the annotation of a GenBank genome assembly
AUGUACGGAUCUGGUGCACGUGUGACGUUGGCUAUGAGAAUAUCCCCACUGGACACUCUCACGCCCCCGCUCUUCGCGAAACCAGUUCCUGCAUUAAAACCGUCUGAAAUUAUUAAUGUCCAAAAAGUAGAAGUUCCAUUCCGAGUAAGCCCCAUUUGGUUAUGGACAGAGUCCAUUCAACAUUCCCUGUGCUCUGAGCAACGCUACGGAGCGACAUCGCGCAGGUCGACCUACCCUACGACGCCGCACCGGCCUGCACCUUCACGGUGUGACGCUUUCCGCCUUGUCUCCGGGGACUUUCCACAGGGUGAGGAGAACCAUAGAGAUUCGUAUGUAACCCCGACAGCUGAACUGGAUGGAACUCCCAUCAAAUAA